AUCGCCAAACACGGGUUCGGAGCCAGCUCUUCAGUUUGGUUGGCAGAGAGUCUCAAGUCACAGCUGUCGUUGCGAUAUGUCUGCAUCAAAAUCAUAGCACUAAACAUCGAUCCGAAUCGCGAGAUUCAAGCUAUGAGGCGAAUCAACGAUGCCGACUCGUCACACGAGGGUUUGCCAUUUAUACGGAAACAUAUUGAUGAGUUUCAGCUGCAUGGACCAAAGGAAGUGCAUCUCUGUUUCGUUUCUUCGCCCAUGAGAGAGACCCUCUUCCGGCUUCAGAAACGUUUAUCACGCCGUAGGCUGCCACUGCUCAUAUUCAAGCUCUUCACCUUCUGUCUCCUUCUGGCUAUCAAUUUCUUGCAUACGGAGUGCAGGCUCAUCCACACAGGCAAGCCUUUCAACUCUCUAUACAAUCACCGCUAA
Messenger RNA from Cryphonectria parasitica EP155, 423 nucleotides. RefSeq lists its product as uncharacterized. The annotation marks the transcript as partial. The record is from RefSeq and is a predicted model, not a curated record. Lineage: Eukaryota; Fungi; Ascomycota; Sordariomycetes; Diaporthales; Cryphonectriaceae. The transcript has 2 exons. Gene Ontology annotation, biological process: spliceosomal complex assembly; regulation of mRNA processing.